AUGGCGCCGCCGCCCCCGGGAUACCAGCCGCCGGCCGAUCCGAAUGUCGCAAAAUUUGCGCAGAAGAAGAAUGAAUGGCUGCGCACGCAACGCAAUCGGUUUGGCGAGAAGCGCAAAGCAGGAUUUGUCGAAACACAAAAGGCCGAUAUGCCACCAGAGCAUCUGCGAAAGAUUGUGCGAGAUAUUGGCGAUGUUUCACAGAAGAAAUUCACCAACGAGAAACGGAGCUACCUCGGUGCGCUCAAGUUCAUGCCUCAUGCCGUCCUCAAGCUGUUGGAAAACAUGCCGAUGCCUUGGGAGUCGGCAAGAGAAGUUAAGGUGCUUUAUCACGUCAACGGCUGUCUGACUUUAGUCAAUGAGACACCGCGUGUCAUCGAGCCUGUCUUCCACGCCCAAUGGGCAACGAUGUGGAUGUGCAUGCGUCGGGAGAAAAGUGACCGGAGACACUUCAAGCGGAUGCGAUUCCCCCCAUUCGAUGACGAAGAGCCGCCUCUUUCGUGGUCGGAAAACAUUGAAGAUGUUGAACCGUUGGAGCCCAUUCAGAUGGAACUGGACGAGGACGAAGAUGCUGCAGUUUAUGAGUGGCUCUACGACCACCGUCCUCUUCUCGAUACCCCGCAUGUGAAUGGUCCGAGCUACAAGAAGUGGAAUCUGUCUCUUCCCCAGAUGGCCACUCUCCAUCGACUUAGUCACCAGAUUCUGAGUGAUGUUGUUGACCAAAAUUAUUACCACAUGUUCGACUUGAACAGCUUCUUCACAGCCAAGGCCCUUAACGUCGCCAUUCCUGGUGGACCCCGUUUCGAGCCUUUGUACAAAGAUAUCGAUCCUAAUGACGAAGAUUUCAGCGAGUUCAACGCCAUUGACCGCAUCAUUUUCCGUGCCCCGAUUCGAACUGAGUACCGGGUCACCUUCCCUUUCCUCUACAAUACCCUGCCUCGAAGCGUUAAGGUCGCUUGGUACUCCCAUCCCCAGGUGGUCUACGUUCGCACCGAGGAUCCCAACCUGCCGGCUUUCUAUUUCGAUCCCGUCAUCAACCCGAUUUCCUCCCGCUCCGUCGCGCCUAAAAAUAUCACUGUCAGCCACGAAGACGAAAUCUUCGGGGCUGGCAAUAAUGAAGACGACGAAUUUGAGCUUCCGGGUGAGGUCCAGCCCUUCUUUGAUGACGAAGAACUUUACACAUCCGACACCGCGUCCGCCAUCGCCCUGUGGUGGGCCCCUCACCCAUUCGAUAAACGAUCCGGCAAGAUGGUUCGUGCACAAGAUGUGCCGUUGGUCAAGCAAUGGUACUUGGAGCACUGCCCACAGGGUCAGCCUGUCAAAGUCCGAGUCUCAUACCAGAAGAUGCUCAAGACCUACGUUCUCAACGAAUUGCACAAGGGUACACCUAAGGCUCAGAGCAAGCAGAAUCUCAUGAAGACUCUCAAAACGACCAAGUUCUUCCAGCAAACAACGAUCGACUGGGUUGAGGCCGGUUUGCAAGUUUGUCGCCAGGGUUUCAACAUGCUGAACUUGUUGAUUCACCGCAAGAAUUUGACUUACCUCCAUCUUGAUUACAACUUCAACUUGAAGCCUGUUAAGACAUUGACAACCAAGGAGCGUAAGAAGUCUCGCUUUGGAAAUGCUUUCCACUUGAUGCGUGAAAUUCUCCGGUUGACUAAGCUCAUCGUCGAUGCCCAAGUCCAAUACCGUCUGGGUAACAUCGAUGCCUUCCAACUCGCAGAUGGUAUUCUUUAUGCCUUCAACCACGUGGGCCAGCUUACCGGUAUGUAUCGGUACAAGUAUAAGCUGAUGCACCAGAUCCGUUCCUGCAAGGAUCUAAAGCAUUUGAUUUAUUACCGAUUCAACUCUGGCCCCGUUGGUAAGGGCCCUGGGUGUGGAUUCUGGGCGCCCGCUUGGCGAGUUUGGCUUUUCUUCAUGCGUGGUAUUAUUCCCCUGCUUGAGCGCUGGCUUGGAAACCUGCUCUCUCGUCAGUUUGAGGGUCGUCAUAGCAAGGGUGUUGCCAAAACGGUCACCAAGCAGCGUGUGGAGUCUCAUUUCGAUCUUGAAUUGCGUGCCUCGGUCAUGGCCGAUCUCAUGGACAUGAUGCCCGAAGGUAUCAAGCAAAACAAGGUCAACGUGGUUUUGCAACAUCUAUCAGAAGCCUGGAGAUGUUGGAAGAGUAACAUUCCAUGGAAGGUUCCCGGCCUCCCCGCACCAAUUGAGAACAUCAUUCUUCGUUACGUGAAAAGCAAGGCCGACUGGUGGAUCUCUGUCGCUCAUUACAACCGAGAGAGAAUCCGCCGUGGUGCCACGGUUGACAAGACUGUCGCAAAGAAGAACCUUGGUCGACUCACGCGUCUCUGGCUCAAGUCCGAGCAAGAGCGUCAGCACAACUAUAUGAAGGACGGCCCUUACGUUUCUUCUGAAGAGGGCGUCGCAAUUUACACCACCAUGGUUCACUGGCUGGAGUCUCGCAAGUUCUCCCCGAUUCCCUUCCCCAGUGUUUCCUACAAGCAUGACACCAAAAUUCUGAUCCUUGCACUCGAGCGGCUGCGCGAGUCAUACUCUGUGAAGGGUAGACUGAACCAAACCCAGCGAGAGGAAUUGGCUCUUAUUGAACAGGCCUACGAUUCCCCUGGCACAACAUUGGCGAGAAUCAAGCGAUUCCUCCUGACACAGAGAGCGUUCAAGGAGGUCAAGAUUGACAUGAACGAUAACUACAACAAUAUCAACCCUGUUUACGAUAUCGAGCCCAUCGAGAAGAUUACCGACGCUUAUUUGGACCAGUAUCUUUGGUACCAAGCGGAGCAGCGCCAUCUUUUCCCCGCUUGGAUCAAGCCCUCCGACUCUGAGGUUCCUCCUCUACUCACUUACAAGUGGACACAGGGCAUCAACAACCUGUCUAAUGUCUGGGAGACCGCGGAGGGCGAGACUAACGUGAUGAUCGAGACUGAGCUGUCCAAGGUCUAUGAAAAGAUUGACCUUACACUGCUGAACCGGCUGCUCCGUUUGAUCAUGGACCACAAUCUGGCUGACUACAUCACCGCGAAGAACAAUGUCCAACUCAGCUACAAGGACAUGAACCACACCAACAGCUAUGGACUGAUUCGCGGUCUUCAAUUCUCGGGCUUCGUGUUCCAGUACUACGGGUUGAUGAUCGAUUUGUUGCUCCUUGGUUUGCAGAGAGCUAGUGAAAUGGCUGGCCCUCCGGGAAGCCCCAACGAUUUCUUGCAAUUCAGAGAUCGUGCCACUGAGACAAGGCACCCCAUCCGUCUGUACACCCGUUACGUUGAUAAGAUUUGGGUCUUCUUCCGAUUCCAGGCCGAUGACUCCCGUGACCUGAUUCAGCGAUUCUUGACCGAGAAUCCUGACCCUAACUUUGAGAACGUCAUUGGAUACAAAAAUAAGAAGUGCUGGCCUCGCGAUUGUCGCAUGCGCUUGAUGCGUCACGAUGUCAACCUUGGUCGUGCUGUUUUCUGGGACAUGAAGAACCGCCUCCCAAGGUCCAUGACUACCAUUGACUGGGAUGAUACAUUCGCCAGCGUGUACAGUAAGGACAAUCCCAACUUGCUCUUCUCGAUGAAUGGAUUCGAAGUCCGGAUUCUCCCCAAGAUGCGGAAUAUGAACGAGGAAUUCUCGGUCAAAGACAGUGUUUGGUCCCUGGUUGAUAACUCCACCAAGGAGCGUACUGCACAUGCCUUCCUCCAGGUCACUGAAGAGGAUGUUCAAAAAUUCAACAAUCGCAUCCGACAAAUCCUUAUGUCCUCUGGUUCGACCACAUUCACUAAAAUUGCCAACAAGUGGAACACUGCUUUGAUUGCUCUUUUCACUUACUACCGCGAGGCUGCAGUGUCGACUGUCAACCUUCUCGAUACCAUCGUGAAAUGUGAAACUAAGAUCCAGACUCGUGUCAAGAUUGGUCUUAACUCUAAGAUGCCUUCUCGUUUCCCUCCGGCGGUCUUCUACACCCCCAAGGAGCUUGGAGGUCUCGGUAUGAUCUCUGGAUCUCACAUCCUCAUUCCCACCAGUGAUAAGCGCUGGUCCAAGCAGACCGACACUGGUAUCACCCACUUCCGAGCGGGUAUGUCUCAUGACGAGGAAACCUUGAUUCCAAAUAUCUUCCGAUACAUCAUUCCCUGGGAGGCCGAAUUCAUUGACUCUCAGCGUGUUUGGAUGGAAUACUCGCAGAAGCGUAUGGAAGCCCAGCAGCAAAACCGCCGCCUAACAUUGGAGGAUCUAGAGGACAGCUGGGAUCGUGGUCUUCCCCGUAUCAACACUCUCUUCCAGAAGGAUCGAAGCACCCUCAGCUUCGACAAGGGCUUCCGACUUCGCGCUGAGUUCAAGCAAUACCAGCUGAUGAAGAGCAAUCCGUUCUGGUGGACUAGCCAGCGACACGACGGUAAACUCUGGAACCUCAAUGCCUAUCGCACUGAUGUUAUCCAAGCAUUGGGUGGUGUUGAAACAAUCCUCGAGCACACCUUGUUCAAGGCCACAGCUUUCCCAUCCUGGGAAGGUCUGUUCUGGGAAAAAGCGUGUCUCGCCAAGGGAACUCGUCUGUUGCGAUACGAUGGUACCAAGAUCAAUGUCGAGGAUGUGCGCGAAGGCGACCAACUUUUGGGUCCCGACGGAGAGCCUCGCCGUGCAUUCAACAUAGUGAAUGGCACCGACCGCCUGUACCGCAUCAAGAUCGGCGGUGAGAAAGAAGAUCUUGUGGUGACGCCGAAUCAUAUUCUGGUGCUUUAUAGAGACGAUGGGGCCUCCGAUAGUCCCCAAACCGCAGAAAGGCAAACGGUGGAGAUGACUGCUGCGGACUUUGCUGCCCUUUCUACCGAGGAAAGAGGCCUGCAUAGCGCCUUCACAUCUGGGUUUGAGAAGGGCGUCGAAAGUUCAGCUCCCAAGAUCCACAGUUUCAAGAUCGAGCACAUUAGCCUUGAACCCGAGAAGACCGAGUGGGCUGGUUUCCGAGUCGACAAAGAUCAGCUUUACCUGCGCCAUGAUUACCUUGUCCUGCAUAACAGUGGUUUCGAAGAAAGUAUGAAGUUCAAGAAGCUCACCAACGCUCAGCGGUCCGGUCUAAACCAGAUUCCUAACCGUCGAUUCACUCUCUGGUGGUCGCCGACCAUCAACCGCGCCAACGUCUACGUUGGUUUCCAGGUGCAACUUGAUCUGACUGGUAUCUUCUUGCACGGCAAGAUUCCCACCCUGAAAAUCUCGUUGAUUCAGAUUUUCCGUGCCCAUCUGUGGCAGAAGAUUCACGAAUCGGUUGUUAUGGAUCUGUGUCAAGUUCUGGAUCAGGAAUUGGAGCAGCUUGGCAUCGAGGCCGUUCAGAAGGAGACCAUUCACCCACGUAAAUCUUACAAGAUGAACAGCUCUUGUGCGGAUAUCCUGCUCUUCGCAACGAACAAAUGGAAUGUUACCCGACCUUCACUUGUGUUCGAUACCAAGGACGUCUACGAGCCGACCACCACAAACAAGUUCUGGAUCGAUGUGCAGCUCAGAUAUGGUGACUACGAUUCUCACGACAUUGAGCGGUACGUUCGUGCCAAGUACCUCGACUACACCACGGACAGCAUGAGUAUCUAUCCUUCUGCCACUGGAUUGAUGAUUGGCGUUGACCUUGCAUACAAUCUCUUUUCGGCAUAUGGACAGUACUUCCCAGGCCUCAAGACUCUGGUUCAACAGGCCAUGGCUAAAAUCAUGAAAGCCAACCCAGCUUUGUAUGUCCUGCGUGAGCGUAUACGCAAGGGUCUCCAGCUGUAUGCCUCGGAGAGCAGCCAGGAGUUCCUUAAUUCUCAGAACUACUCCGAGCUCUUCAGCCCGCAGAUUCAGCUCUUUAUCGAUGACACUAACGUUUACCGCGUCACGAUCCACAAGACCUUUGAGGGUAACUUGACCACCAAACCCAUUAACGGUGCAAUCUUUAUCUUCAACCCUCGGACUGGACAAUUGUUCCUGAAGAUCAUCCACACCAGUGUCUGGGCAGGCCAAAAGCGUCUGGGUCAGUUGGCCAAGUGGAAGACAGCCGAAGAAGUUGCAGCCCUCAUUCGGUCUCUCCCCGUGGAAGAGCAACCGAAGCAGCUCAUUGUCACCCGUAAGGGUCUUCUUGACCCUCUCGAGGUCCACUUGCUCGAUUUCCCCAAUAUCUCCAUUCGUGCAUCUGAGCUCCAGCUGCCCUUCCAGGCUGCCAUGAAGGUUGAGAAACUGGCCGAUAUGAUUCUCCGUGCGACCGAGCCUCAGAUGGUACUUUUCAACUUGUAUGAUGAGUGGCUCAAGUCCAUCUCGCCGUACACUGCCUUUUCUCGACUCAUUCUCAUUCUUCGAGCUCUGCACGUCAACAUCGACAAAGCCAAGAUCAUUCUUCGGCCCGAUAAGACCGUUAUCACUCAAGAACACCACAUCUGGCCAUCCCUGUCUGAUGAAGACUGGAUCAAGGUUGAAGUGCAAUUGCGUGAUCUGAUCUUAAACGAUUAUGGCAAGAAGAACAAUGUCAACGUGCAGAGUUUGACCAGUAGCGAGGUUCGUGAUAUUAUCCUGGGUAUGGAGAUUAGUGCGCCUUCUUUGCAGCGACAGCAGGCGGCGGAGAUCGAGAAGCAGCAAGAAGAGCAAAAGCAGCUCACUGCUGUGACAACCAAGACUCAGAACGCUCGUGGUGAGGACAUCAUCGUCACUACUACGUCUCAGUACGAACAGCAAUCAUUUGCAUCCAAGACAGAGUGGCGUACUCGUGCAAUCGCCACCUCCAACCUCCGGACGAGGGCUAACAACAUCUAUGUCUCAUCUGACGACAUUCGGGAUGAUGGCUACACCUAUAUCAUGCCUAAGAAUGUCCUCAAGCGAUUCAUCACCAUCGCCGAUCUCCGAGUGCAGGUCACGGGUUACAUCUACGGUAGCUCUCCACCAGACAAUGACCAGGUCAAGGAGGUCCGCACCAUUGUCAUGAUUCCACAAGUGGGUAACACCCGGGAUGUCCAGCUGCCACAUCAAUUGCCGCAGCACGACUAUCUCCAAAAUUUGGAGCCACUUGGUAUCAUCCAUACGGUUUCUGGCAAUGAACCGCCGUACAUGUCUGCGGCGGAUGUCACACAUCACGCACGCCUCAUGAACGCCCAUCCUUCGUGGGAUAAGAGGACCGUGACCAUGACCGUCUCUUUUACUCCUGGAUCCGUUUCACUUGCCGCCUGGGGUCUCACUCCGGCGGGCUACAAGUGGGGCGCAGAGAACAAGGACACAACCUCGGAUCAGCCCCAAGGCUUCUCUACCAACAUGGGUGAGAAGUGUCAGCUGCUCCUCAGUGACAAGAUCCGCGGCUAUUUCCUUGUGCCCGAGGAUAACGUCUGGAACUAUAGCUUCAUGGGUAGCUCCUUUGGUAGCGUGGAAAAGAGACCUAUCUACGUCAAGAUCGACACCCCGCUUAAGUUCUACGAUGACCAACACCGUCCCCUGCACUUCCAAAACUUCGCCGAGCUCGAAGACAUUUGGGUUGACCGGUCUGACAACUUUGCGUAA
Messenger RNA from Penicillium concentricum, 7485 nucleotides. It is a transcript of the gene prp8, whose product is annotated as U4/U6-U5 snRNP complex subunit PRP8. The record is from RefSeq and is a predicted model, not a curated record. NCBI's taxonomy places the organism in Eukaryota, Fungi, Ascomycota, Eurotiomycetes, Eurotiales, Aspergillaceae. The transcript has a single exon. Gene Ontology annotation, biological process: mRNA splicing, via spliceosome; intein-mediated protein splicing; spliceosomal tri-snRNP complex assembly. Bases 1 to 7485 code for a protein of 2494 amino acids. Gene Ontology annotation, molecular function: metallopeptidase activity; protein binding; U6 snRNA binding. Gene Ontology annotation, cellular component: catalytic step 2 spliceosome; U5 snRNP.